UCGAGGAGGAGGAGGUUCCAAAGAGACGACAGAGAGCUCUGUCCUCCCUGUCCAUCCUAAUUGGGCUCCCAGCCACAAAUAAUGAAGGUUUGCCCUGGCCCACCUUCUAGCAGCGGAUUCAUGUGCUCUGGAAAGAGUCCGUGGGUCUGGGCAGGCAAAUCCAAGCCACCUUAUCCUUCCAGGAACUGCUUCCAGGAACUGCUGCUAGUGGUGAUGUGGAAGGUCUUAGUUCUCAAACAGAAGAUGUUGACAUAAAGAAAGGAGUAGACAUUUCCUACACACUGAUAAUCUCUUCAUAUCAGUCUUUGUAUUUGUCACAACAUGUGAAUUGCAAGACAAAUUCGUUUUGGACUUCAAAUCCACAAAAUGGUCAACUGUCCAAACGGUUUAAUCAAGGUACUUGAUGUUACCAUUUUAGCAAAUAUCUAGCUACUUCCAUGAAAAAAGAAUAACAUUAUCAGAAGCACGUCUACGUAUGGACCCUCCAAGAUGGCAGCUUACAUAAGAAUGCUAAGACGAUUCUUAAUGAAACAGUUGUCCCAGGGAAAACUUUGGAAGUUUACCUUCGUUGUUUUUAUCUUCUUAAUAUUUUUGGUUUUGUUGCAACGAGAAGUAGGUGUUCAGGAUUUUAAUGAAGAGCCAGGGUUACCAUCAAAAGAUGGAAAGAUAACUAAUGUAUUAGGCCUAGUGUUAAAAGCUGUGAACAAUAUUAAAGCUGCAAAGCCAAAAAUGCAGAUUAAAGCACCUAUUAGACAAACUCAAAAUGCUGGAACAAAACGUUGCUUGCCAGGAUCUUAUACAGCAGCAGAACUGAAGCCUCACCUGGACCGACCCCCUCAGGACCCUAAAGCUCCAGGGGCUUCUGGUAAAGCAUUCAACACUAUCAAUUUAAGUCCAGACGAGCAGAAGGAGAAAAAACGUGGGGAUGAAAAACAUUGUUUUAAUGCUUUUGCAAGUGACAGGAUUUCUUUACAUCGGGAUCUAGGACCAGACACACGGCCUCCUGAAUGUAUUGAGCAAAAGUUUAAACGGUGUCCUCCACUUCCUACCACAAGCGUUAUAAUAGUUUUUCACAAUGAAGCAUGGUCUACUUUGCUGAGAACAGUUCACAGUGUGAUGUAUACUUCCCCUGCAAUAUUAUUGAAGGAAAUAAUUUUGGUGGAUGAUGCAAGUAUAGAUGAAUACUUGCAGGACAAACUGGAUGAUUAUGUGAAACAGUUCCAUAUAGUUAAGGUAGUCCGACAAAAGGAAAGAAAAGGGCUUAUUACUGCUCGAUUAUUAGGUGCUUCAAUAGCAACUGGAGAAACACUCACUUUUUUGGAUGCACACUGUGAAUGCUUUUAUGGCUGGUUAGAGCCUUUGUUGGUUAGAAUAGCUGAAAACAGUACUCGUGUUGUAAGCCCUGAUAUUUCGUCUAUAGAUCUCAAUACAUUUGAAUUUAUUAAACCUUCUCCUUAUGGUCAACAUCAUAACAGAGGAAAUUUUGACUGGAGUUUGUCCUUUGGAUGGGAAUCUCUUCCUGAGCAUGAAAGCAAAAAAAGAAAAGACGAAACCUAUCCUAUUAAAACACCUACAUUUGCAGGAGGGCUUUUUUCAAUAUCAAAGGACUACUUUUAUAAUAUUGGAAGCUACGAUGAAGAAAUGGAAAUAUGGGGAGGAGAAAAUAUAGAAAUGUCUUUCCGGGUAUGGCAGUGUGGGGGUCAGUUGGAAAUCAUACCUUGCUCUGUUGUUGGUCACGUGUUUCGCAGUAAGAGCCCCCAUACCUUUCCAAAAGGGACUCAGGUGAUUACACGUAAUCAGGUUCGCCUUGCAGAAGUCUGGAUGGAUGAAUAUAAAAAUAUAUUUUACCGGAGAAACACAGAAGCAACAAAAAUUGUUAAACAAGUAGGUGGCGAUGGUGGUGGUAGUAGAAAUCAGUUGCUGCAUUGAAGUUCUUG
Sceloporus undulatus (fence lizard) is the source of this 1937-nucleotide messenger RNA. RefSeq names its product polypeptide N-acetylgalactosaminyltransferase 3-like. The transcript has 9 exons. The coding region runs from base 490 to 1929 and encodes 479 amino acids. Lineage: Eukaryota; Metazoa; Chordata; Lepidosauria; Squamata; Phrynosomatidae. Gene Ontology annotation, cellular component: Golgi apparatus. The record is from RefSeq and is a predicted model, not a curated record.